UCUCACCAAUGGGGAGAAGACUUGCUGUCAUCCCAGAAAGUAAUCCUUGCACCUAGCCAUCCCCCCCAACAGUGAAAAUGGCGUCUACAGACUAUGGCUAUGAAAAGAGCCUUAAAAACCCUAAACCCCACCAUUCUCAUAGUCCUGACCUCCCAAAGCCGCCACCUCAACAGCUUUGCCUCCGCCGGGCAACCCGAACCUGACAGCCCAUCUUCAUCCUUCACCUUUUCCUCUAGUGAAACUGCGCCCACCUCGAUAUCCAACAAAGACGACAAUAUAUACAUCAAAAACCCCAAAAAGACAGGAUCUUCUGUUACGAUGCCGAUUUCAUUCAUGACUGGGUCGAUCGUCGGUGGAAGGUUUUACGAAAAGUUGACUACUAGAGAUGCUAAUGAUGGAAAUAGAUGGAAUGUUAUGUUAGAUUAUCGAACCCUAAAAACUCCUUCAAAGAGACCUCUCAAUUGUUCAACUUUAGCUCUUGCUAAAGCCAUUGCUGCUGAAUGGGAGUUUCAGCAAAUAGAUGGAAUCAGACCAUCUACAAUGCCUCUUAUGAAACUUACAUGCACCGCAUUGGAAAGAGUGCCACUUACUCGGUACAAAAUUAUCGAAUAUUUGAUGAAAAAAUUCCGUCAAGAUUUGUUCUGCCGUGCUCCAAGAGACAGUGAUCUAACAAGCAAUGUUCUAGAACGCCAAGUGGAGAAGCUUGAUCCUUUACUCAAUUGGGUUGAGUCAGAAUUUGGUUUUAAGCCUAUUGUAUAUUCUAGGUUUUUUGGUGGCAAACAGGAGGAAGGUCUGGUUGAUACCAUUGAGAACCUUCUUAAAAAGACAGAUGAUUAUGAGUUGGCGACAAUUGAUGCAAUUGCUGCUUCUGCGCAUUCGUUAGUCAUUGCACUUGGAAUCUUUUGUGGUCGAUUGGACAUAGAACAGGCAAUUGAGUUGAUCAGAUUGGAGGAAGAUUUACAGGUUGACCGGUGGGGUUUAGUUGAAGGCGGCCACGAUGUUGAUACUGCUGAUCUUCGAGUACAAGUCUCAGCUGCUACAGUGUUUAUCGGACUUUCAAGGAAGAUUAGUUACUGACUAUUUUCUUUAACUUUGAUUAGUUAUAACAUGAGAAUAAGCUUUCCCAUUUUGCUCAUAGCAAUACUUCCCCUUUGUUUGUAACUUUCCAAUGCACUUAGCACAGAUAUUUGGCAUAUAUUGUGGCAUUUUUACUAAUUUGAAUUUUUGUAUCAACCAGUGUGUUUCGAAUG
Olea europaea var. sylvestris is the source of this 1250-nucleotide messenger RNA. Its product is annotated as ATP synthase mitochondrial F1 complex assembly factor 2. Gene Ontology annotation, cellular component: mitochondrion. Lineage: Eukaryota; Viridiplantae; Streptophyta; Magnoliopsida; Lamiales; Oleaceae. The record is from RefSeq and is a predicted model, not a curated record. Gene Ontology annotation, biological process: mitochondrial proton-transporting ATP synthase complex assembly.